Messenger RNA from Carica papaya (papaya), 1320 nucleotides. Its product is annotated as sequence-specific DNA binding transcription factor. NCBI's taxonomy places the organism in Eukaryota, Viridiplantae, Streptophyta, Magnoliopsida, Brassicales, Caricaceae. The record is from RefSeq and is a predicted model, not a curated record.
UCCUCUCUAAUGCUAGUGGUUUCUUUUCUCUCUCUCUCUCUCUCUCUCUCUCUCUCUCUCUCUCAACCUAACCCAACAAUUUUCUCUCUCCCUCUCUCUCUCUAAUUUUUCUUUCUUUUUUUCUCAUCAUCUGGGUCUGUUUGGAUUUGGGUCUUCCCUUAAUCUUAUUCCAGAUCCGUGUAUCUAUAGUCUGUAUCUAUCUCUGUCUCUAUACAUGUUAACAGCUAAACAAAGAGGGUAAGUAAAAAAAACUUUUAGGUUUUAGUAUGGGGAGAGAUGGACAAAGAAAUUAGUACUACCCAAGAUCAUCAUCCUACCCCAUCUCCAUCUCUCCUCCUUCCAAACUCCAUUAAAGAAGAUCUUUCUCCAAGAAAACCCUUUUCAUCUUCUGCAACUUCCGGUGCUGAUCGUCUCAAAAGAGAUGAAUGGAGUGAAGGUGCCGUCUCUUGCUUGCUCGAAGCUUAUGAAAACAAAUGGGUUCUUCGUAAUCGAGCCAAGCUCAAAGGCCAUGACUGGGAAGACGUUGCUCGUUACGUCUCUGCUCGGGCUAACUCCACCAAGUCUCCCAAAACGCAGACUCAGUGUAAGAACAAGAUUGAGUCUAUGAAAAAACGGUACCGUUCUGAGUCUGCCACCCCAGAUGGGUCAUCUUGGCCUUUGUAUUCACGGCUUGAUCUUUUGUUACGUGGAACUGCUCCGCCGCAGCCUCCGCCUCCUCCGAUUUCGUCUCAUCCGGCGCAAGCGGCACCGGCUCCUGCUUUGACGAGCCCUCCGUUGGUAGUUCUGGAACCAUCGGCUCAGGUGGUGGUGGUGUCCCAGUCGCCGGCACUUCCGCCUACUCCAGCUCCGCCGCCGGCGCCGGUCGUCGGAAAUGCUCAGAACUCUCAUGGGUCUAAUGGGUUUGAUAGAUUGGCCAAGGAAGAUGGAGAUGGAACGAAAUUCUCGGACCAUGAACCAGACAAGAUAGCCAUGGAAACAGACAGCAGCACGCCUGCGCUGUACAGCGACAAGGAAAAGCUGAGAUCAAAGAAGCUGAAAAUGAAGCUUGAGAAGAAAAAACGUCGAAGAAAAGAAGAGUGGGAGAUUGCGGAAAGCAUUAGAUGGCUAGCGGAAGUUGUUGUGAGAUCGGAACAAGCAAGAAUGGAGACAAUGAAGGAGAUCGAAAAAAUGAGGGCGGAAGCAGAAGCGAAACGGGGGGAGAUGGAUUUAAAACGAACCGAGAUCAUCGCCAGCACCCAAUUGGAGAUUGCCAAGAUAUUUGCAGCUACAAGUAAAGGUAGUGUUGAUUCAUCAUUAAGAAUUGGAAGAAGUUAAUGAUGA